Malania oleifera is the source of this 2473-nucleotide messenger RNA. RefSeq names its product poly(A)-specific ribonuclease PARN-like. Gene Ontology annotation, cellular component: cytoplasm. NCBI's taxonomy places the organism in Eukaryota, Viridiplantae, Streptophyta, Magnoliopsida, Santalales, Ximeniaceae. The coding region runs from base 161 to 2014 and encodes 617 amino acids. Gene Ontology annotation, molecular function: 3'-5'-RNA exonuclease activity; RNA binding. The transcript has 8 exons. The record is from RefSeq and is a predicted model, not a curated record.
UGAGAUUUCAUUGGAGGUUGUGAGUGGUAGCAAAACCCUAAUAACCGCUGCGUUGUGCGAUUGGCGCCCGCGGAAGCCGAGUUUGAAAGGCCAGGGUGGCGCAACGAAUAAAUUUGAUGGACCAGUCCACACCACAGCCUCUGCAGGGGCAUCGUAGCUCAUGACUCCAAUGUUGCAGAAACGUUUCUUCUGCACCGAGCUAUCCAAGACCCACCGCCUAAAAUGGAACAUAAAGCAAGUCACCAAGUCCAACUUCAUUGAAACACUCGAAGAAAUCAAGACCCAUAUCUCCGAUUCGGACUACAUCGCCGUUUCCCUCCAGAAAACCGGCUCCUUCUCGGCGCCGUGGCACCGUGUACUGCCCUUUGACGCCGCUGACAGCGCCUACUGCAAAGCCAAACACGCAGCUGAGCGCUUCCAGGUGCUUCAGUUUGCUGUGUGUCCUUUCUCUAUUGAGGCUCCUUCGAAAGUGGUGGCCCACCCAUAUAACUUUCAUCUGUUUCCUAGGGAUGAACUGAAAUUGGGGAUGCCAUCUUACAGUUUUUCAUGUCAAACAUCAUAUUUGACGUCCAUGGCCCAAGAAGGUUUUGAUUUUAAUGCCUGCAUAUAUGAUGGCAUUUCUUACUUAUCUAGAGCUCAAGAGUCUGCUAUUAAACAUCAAAUAGGGAGUCUGAUACCUAGUAGUCAAGUAAUCAGAUCAUCUUCUUCUGUCCCUUCAGUUGCUGAUGCAGUUUUUAUGGGAAGAAUCAGAUCACGGAUUAAAUAUUGGAGAAAUGAAUAUAAAGAGUCAAGCAAGAGGGCUGAUGAGGCUUUGGUGGUAUCCCUGAGAAAACUUGUCUUAGGAAGUGAACUAUAUGGAUCGCGACCAUGCAUAAAUAUUGAUGUUUGCAGUGAACAUCAAGUGAACCUUGUGCUUGAGAUCCUGCGUGAGUUCUCUGAGGACCUUGUACCUUUAAUAAUCCCAGCAAAGGGUGGGGGAACCCAGGCAAUUCGGGUUGUUUUGACAAGUUCUAGUGAAGACAAGGAUCUUUUGCAGAAAGAGCUUCAGAAUCUUGAAGAGGAGCAAAACAAGAGAAUUCGUGGCUUUCGAGAGGUGAUCGAUUUGAUUUCUGCUUCCCAGAAACCUGUUGUCUCCCACAACUCCCUUAAUGAUUUUACGUUUGUUCAUUCAAAAUUUUUAGCUCCUCUACCUCCUAAUGUCGAUGAGUUCAAGCAUUCCUUGCACUUGAUUUUUCCCCACAUACUUGACAUCAACCACUUGAUGAUGGAUAUUGGCCCUCGGAAGAAGAAGACAAAUUUGCCUGCAGCAAUUUCCUACUUGAAGAGACGGUUCUUUGUGCCCAUUGAUAUGGAAAUUCCUCAAGAAGCUGGGGCAAAAGAAGGCAAGAUCCAUGGGCAUAAUGUUUUGAGGAUUAGCCAUUUGUUUGUGAAACUCUGCUCCAUACUGAAGAUUCUUCAUGAUACUGCCCAAUCUGAUAUCAGUGAUCCGAUUUCUGUCCUUGAAGGCUACACAAACAUAUUCAAUCCAUGUUGUACCUCGUCACAACCAAUUGAUGGGAGUAUCAGAAUGUGGACUGGUGACAAAAGAAAAGUAAGCAGUGAGGAUUUGGUUUUCUUGUGGGGAUUUAGAGCUGGGAUGUCUGCUGGAGCGCUGAAGAGCCUACUACAAGGGUCCCAUGACAUUUUCUCUGGGGAUUUUGAUGUCCGCUUGGUGGAUAAGAGCUGUGGCGUUGUAGUCUUCUGGCAGCCCGGUUUGUCCAGGAAAUUUUUGGAGCUUAUGGGUGGUGAGGGGCUUUGUGGAUCCUUGAGGGAGAUGGUCACAGAUGGUCUAAAAGCAGCAAGUUAUGAAACUUACGAGAGAGUCUGUAGUUUGGGAUUAUGGGAGGUCGAUUUAGCAGAUUCCUUGGACAAAACCCUUGCAGAUCCUGACUGCCUUCUGGAUGCAGGUUCUGAAACAAAGCCAUCAGCGAUAUACUGGAACAGCGACUCUAUAAUUAACUUUUAUGACCUUUGAUGUUGUCUUCUUUUUGUAAAUGUGAUAUGGGAUUCUUUGAUUCAUGAACUGGCACAAACUGGCAUCAUCUUCAAUCCAGUAAUGAGUCGGCAUUCAUGGACAUAAAACUGUGCGAGAACCUUGAAAACCCAUGAUCAGAUAAAAUGGUUGUUGAUAUGCGCUGAACUCAGGUUGGACACCAUGCAAGCUACAACAACUUACGUUAAACAUACAAUGUAUGGUUCAUGUGCUCCUAGCACAAAGGGUAAUGCAUCAUGGGCUCAGAUCUUUUAUCUUCAUGAAUGCUGAAGCACUUACAUUGGUGUUAGAAAUGAAAUGAAGCUGAAAUUUAUGUCUUGGAUUUGUUAUUAUUGUAACAAAUCAUUUUUUUUUUAAUUUGCAAUGUAUAAUUUAUAUCAGACAUCAUAUAUUAAAUAAUGUAAGUGUAAUUUAUUACAGGCAUCAAGCUUGAUUCUCAAA